This is a messenger RNA of Peronospora matthiolae, 933 nucleotides long. Lineage: Eukaryota; Oomycota; Peronosporomycetes; Peronosporales; Peronosporaceae. The record is from the annotation of a GenBank genome assembly.
AUGGCUGCGUCCGCGUUUCCGCAGCAGAUCACGACCGGUCUAAGUGCGCUCGUAGCGUAUUGUUUUCAGCCCUCCCAGCCGUGCGACUUUUCGGAUAAAACCCAAUUUCUAAAAUGCGACAACCCGUCGCGCCGUCUUGUUCCUACAGAAAAAUGCUCGACUGAUGGCCUGUUUCUAAACGCCGCAUUCCCACCGCAAUGGGUCAAGGACGACUUUAUUGAGGCCUGUGGGCUCUGUAACGUCGAGUUUGGGCUGCUCAAGCGCAAACACCAUUGCCGAAGCUGCGGGUUGAUCUUCUGCGGUCACUGUGCGGCGACUUUUGACCGUGUGGUCAAACUUGGGUACAUCGAGCCUGUACGACUGUGCAACGAUUGUACGACCACGAUACAGAGCGAGAACGACUUUUUCGAAAAGUUUCUGCCACUUUUGGAAAUUGGUGAUGUUUUUACAAAGUACGGACUGCUGCGCAAGAGACAGGUGCAUUUGAAAUACGUACGGAGCACGAGCCUUUUCCAGUACCAGCAGUUUAACCCGGUGACGAAAAGCUACAAGGGUGACACUGAAGCGAUUCCACUCGAUAAAAUCACCUCUGUGAGGGAGGUGAGUGUGGGUCCCGACCAUGCAAAGUUGGGGAUCCUCAUUGCAGUUGAUUCGCAAGAGCAUCGAUUUGAUGCAGCAACGGAACAACAGAGACAGCAAUGGAUGGACGCGAUUGUCGGGGCUCGGCGGCUGCGUGAUGCUUUGCUGGUCGCAGAGCGGGAGAAGCGCGCGAAGCAGGUCGAGAAAGAGAACGACGAGAUCCGGGACAUGUCGGAGAAUCUGCUCAUGAUGGAGAAGCGCCGCGCGACGUUCCAGGAAGACCGGAUGCGUCGUCGCGGGGAGAAGCGCGAGCAGCUACGUGCCAAGUACAACCUCGCCAUCGUCGCUUCGUGA